GUAUCGCUGGUUUUGUUAUGUGUCAUCGGAACAGUGGGAGGCAACAUCCUGUCAAGUUAGAAGAGUCUGUCUUGAUUUGUUUGUUCUCGUCAAAUGCUGUGAAAUUGUUUGACUUACUCAUUAUGUGUCAUUCCUAAACGCAAGUAGGUUUCUUCUAAUCUAACAAAAUGCACAGACGCAGGACGAGAAACAACUUCACUUACGUUAGUUCGUGCGUGAAGUACAUGAUAUUCUUACUGAAUUUCGUUUUUUGGCUUUUUGGAGGUCUUUUGAUUGGAGUUGGUCUGUACGCCUUUGUUGAUAAAUGGCAAGCAACAGGUCUUAUUAAAGUUGAAACAAUAUACGAUGUUGUUUUAAAUAUAUCUCUUGUUAUGGUCAUCGCUGGCGGAGUCAUUUUCAUAGUGAGCUUUGCUGGGUGUGUUGGAGCUCUACGGGAGAAUACUUGCCUUUUAAAAUUCUACUCCCUGUGUCUACUCGUCUUUUUCCUUCUAGAAAUGGCGAUUGCCAUCAUGGGUUUUGUAUUCCCUCACACCAUGCAGUCUGUUUUGGAAGAAUCUUUUACAGAUAAAAUAAUUCACACCUACAGGGAGGAUGCAGAUCUACAGAAUUUAAUUGACUUUGCACAACAGGAGUUUAAAUGUUGUGGUCUCAGCUCAGAAGGCUACAUGGAUUGGUCAAAAAAUGAAUAUUUUAACUGUUCCUCACCCAGUGUUGAACGCUGUGGUGUGCCAUUCUCCUGCUGCAUGAAUGCUACAGAUAUCAGUAGUGGGCUUAUUAACAUAAUGUGUGGCUAUGGCGUCCAAGAACUCUCGGUUGCAGAAGCUAGUAAGAAAGUGUGGACAAGUGGCUGCAUAGAAAUUGUGCGUUCCUGGGCAGAGAGAAAUUUAUACACCAUCGCAGGCAUUGCUUUGGGCAUAGCUUUAUCCCAGCUGUUUGUUAUAUACCUGGCAAAAACUUUGGAAGGACAAAUAGAAAUGCAGAAAUCUCAGUGGAAUACAUGAAAUAUUGCCUACCGCCUCGGAUGAAAUAUUCGGUAGGUAUAUCUCUGUUAUAAAAAACCAAAAAUCUAUUUACAAGGACCAUUUAUGCCGGCCAUAAAACUUUGCCUGUGUAACUGUGUGGACAAUACUGGAAGAAGUUAAUUACCAUAGCGUAUGCUGUGUGCUUCUUCUGAAAAGUGAAAAAUAAUAGUAAGCUUGUAAAUAUGAUGAUCCGUUUUGUGUAUAGACUAAACUGUUUCAAGCUUGUAAAAUUUCAAGUAUUAUGUUUGCAUUGAAAAGCAUUGUAUUAUUAAUAAGCACAUAGACCCAUGGAAGAAGCCUUGUUAACAAAGUUUGAAACAGUGACUUGACUGAAUCCAGUCUAGCAAAACUUGAGACUUGCAUGACUAAGAUUAGUUGUUUACAAGAUAGUGCACACAAAGAAAGGAAAGAAGAAUGAAACAAGAGGAUCACAAUAAAUUUCCAAUAUUGAAUUUUUUUAAGAGAAAGGGUGUGUGUUUGCUUGUGUUUAUGGGAUGGAAAGGAAAACUAAGUCUUAUUAUUUUACUAUUAGAAAUGCACAGAAGAUAAAACGUCCUUGUGAUUGACCUGUAGGGGAAAAGUAUGAAAUGGUGGAACUUCUUGAUAUCUCCUAUAGCAAGACAUACUGCCCUGUUAAACUCAAAAGUUAACUACAUAAUGUGCCUCUAACCCAGAUUCUUUAGCAUUUCAGAAAUAGUCACCUAAUGUUUCUGACAGCUGGGUAAUUAUUAAAUAUUUCGUUGAGACUUCGACAGUUUCUGUCUUAUUGACUGAACAUUUUUUUAAACUCUGUCUAUACAAUUUUGUUGAAUGGCUUCACAAAUGUAAGAACAUCAGUAUACCAUGAAAUGUAUUAUAUUUGCACAUUUUGUAUGUCAAGAAACUAUCAGUCUUCCUGAAAAAUGUUGUAUCCUUGCAAAUGGAAGACAAGAUAGUCUGUAUGAAAGUGAGGAAGUCAGUUUAAAUUGUGUGAUUUUGAAAUUUUUUGCUUUAAGUGGCAGUUGUUGUUUAGAAUCUCAGUACAUUUUACUUGUUUUAUUCAUGUCUGAAGAAAGAAUCUGUAUCCUGAUAAUGUUGAAGUUGCUGAUUGUGAAGAACUGUUUUCGAGAACUAUGCUCUUAAACAGUUACAUAGUUUUUAGUCACUGACUUUAAGAAUCAUGUUCCGUAGAAUCUCAACUAUGUUGCAAUUAAUUUUUAAAAUUAAAUAGAUCUAUUUUUGAAAACUUGUAUCUGCUGUGGAUAAAAUUUCAUGUGUUUUGAAGCAUUCCAGUAUGUUUUUGCUUUACCACAUAUAAAAGAAUACAAAAAUUAAAAAUACAAACUCUGAGCUCUGCAGCCACUUUUUGUAAUAUAUUUUUAAACUUUUAUCCAAAACAUUCCUAUUUAUUGAAUAUUAUGGAGUGUCAGUUAUUGCAAGUCUUGCAUUUUCUGUUGGAGACUUCAAUUUAAAUUAUUGCUAAAAUUGUUUGUUUUGAUAAGAACAACCAGCUUUACUAAAGGGUAAUAUUGUUUUCAUAUUGCUGUUUAAUUGUAUAAUGUACAAAUAUUGCUUGACUUAUUUUCAUAAUAGAUGAUUUUUUUUUCCCCCUCAGUAGCUCAUUUCAAAAGUUGUCUGGCUGAAUGACUCACUUUAAGUAUCAGCAUUCUCAUCAAAAACCCUGAAAAAUUUAAUGUUAGUUUCAAAUAAAUUAGAAAAAAGUGAUCGUUCCUUAAGUCCCCACAUUGCAGAGAGGAUGACGGUUCAAUCCCGUGUCCGGCCAUCCUGAUUUAGGUUUUCCGUGAUUUCCCUAAAUCACUCCAGGCAAAUGCUGGGAUGGUUCCUCUGAAAGGGCACGGCCGACUUUCUUCCCAAUCCGAUGAGACCGACGACCACGCUGUCUGGUCUCCUUCCCCAAACCAACCAACCAACCACAUUGCAGAAAUAUUAAUAAUAGUACAGUAUUACGCUAAAUGAAGUAUCUACUUGUACUUUCUCUUUGUCUGAAAGUGAAUGUCUUCUCCCUACCUGUCUUUCUCUGGUUUCUACUGUGAAUUAUUUCCCAAUUUUUUUUAAUUGAAAUAUUGUCCUUUUUUGUGUUCUUCAUUAUAGGCUACCAUGUCAUCAAUAAAACAUUGUUAAUUUCUUAAUUCGAAUAUCGUCAAAUAGUUUACUGCGGUGAAAUGUGUAAUACUUUGCCAUUCUUAGAGGCAUGUGCAUUUUCAAGUUGUCAAGGAACCAGCAAUCUGGCUGGAGGCUUUUCACUGCAAAUUUUCAAAAUCUUUUAAGAUCCUUGGGAAAUCAUUGACUGUUGGCUU
This is a messenger RNA of Schistocerca cancellata (South American locust), 3319 nucleotides long. RefSeq names its product tetraspanin-33-like. Gene Ontology annotation, biological process: protein maturation; protein localization to plasma membrane. The transcript is spliced from 7 exons. Gene Ontology annotation, cellular component: membrane. Bases 168 to 1001 code for a protein of 277 amino acids. Lineage: Eukaryota; Metazoa; Arthropoda; Insecta; Orthoptera; Acrididae. The record is from RefSeq and is a predicted model, not a curated record.